AUGAUAAAUACCGUCGGCAAGAGGGCCGACUGUGCUGGGGGUCCCCGCUGUGCGGGGCAGCACAGGAGGCCCGGCCGGAGGCCUAUGAACGUGCAGUUGCACCCUUCUCUCUCCCAAGCCCCCAUCCGGGCUGAGGAUGCACGUGUUAUCGUGUGUGCCAGCGGUCGAGCGGUAGAGCACCGGGCUUCCCAUCCGGAGGUCGCGGGUUCUAGCACCCCCCCG
Messenger RNA from Perkinsus marinus ATCC 50983, 222 nucleotides. RefSeq lists its product as hypothetical. NCBI's taxonomy places the organism in Eukaryota, Perkinsozoa, Perkinsida, Perkinsidae. The record is from RefSeq and is a predicted model, not a curated record. The transcript has a single exon. The annotation marks the transcript as partial.